Funneliformis mosseae is the source of this 147-nucleotide messenger RNA. The record is from the annotation of a GenBank genome assembly. Lineage: Eukaryota; Fungi; Glomeromycota; Glomeromycetes; Glomerales; Glomeraceae.
AUGGAAUGGUUUCGGAAACCAUUGUUAAGUCCGGCACGAGAUACAAAACAUGAAUUAUUCAUUCGAAAUGUUUUAAUUCAACACUUAGUGCUACCUGCUCGUUUAGAUCUCUCAAACCUAUAUGGAAUAAUUCCUGAGGAAUCGUAA